Molecule: messenger RNA, 1824 nt
Organism: Vespula pensylvanica (western yellowjacket)
Lineage: Eukaryota; Metazoa; Arthropoda; Insecta; Hymenoptera; Vespidae
Gene: Sap30
Product: histone deacetylase complex subunit SAP30 homolog
Exons: 3
Coding region: 627-1154 (175 amino acids)
Biological process (GO): regulation of DNA-templated transcription
Cellular component (GO): histone deacetylase complex
Molecular function (GO): transcription coregulator activity; protein binding
Source: RefSeq, a predicted model, not a curated record
AUUAUGUAAUGCCAUUAGACGGUCUAUAUAAAAUAUAUUAUCUUAAAGUGUUUUGUGCUUAGUCUGGAACAAGGUUUCCACACAGUUUCAAGAAAGCUUCCACUCUAUCUUCUGCUUGAUUAUAUUCAGACGCAACGCCAAGGAAGAAAGUAAAUUUGUUGUCGCGUAGAAGCGGACAUUCUACUUCCUUAGACACGAUCAUAGCAGUUGUCUGUAAUUGCAACUGAUUGUUUUUAUUUUACAUUCGUGCAAAGUUCGGUGCAUUUUAAUUUUAUGAAAGGUGAGAAGUGUAGGCAGUGUUGUUUUAAAUAAAUUAGAAACUUAAGUGAUACAAUUCGGUGCAAAAAACUAUGUCUAUACAGAGACCAAAUUGUAAUUUAUUGAUUUACGGAUUGCAUACGUGUGGUUGAACAGUAAAAGUUUUACAGAUUUAUUCAGAAUAAAUAAUAAAAAUAAUUCGUGCAAAAUAAAGAAUGUUUUUCACAAAUGAAAGAAAAAAUAAAAUUACGUGUUCUUCAUCGUUUAUGUUUAAUUAAGAUUACUGUUUUUUUUGAACAUUGAAACGCUACAAGGACAAUAUCAUAAAAUUGAUCUUAUGCACUACGUAUUCAUAUCAAGAAUUAAAGAUGAACGGAUUUAGCACAGGUGAAGAAGAUUCUAGGGGAGCUACAGAUCAAAUUUGUUGUCUCGUCGAUGAAGGCGAACGAUGCUCUCGCCCAGCUGGCAAUGCUUCUUACAGCAAACGUAUACAAAAGACUGUAACACAGCGACGUCUCAAACUUAAUUUGGAUCAAAUGGCACGUCACACCUAUAUUUGUGAUUAUCACAAACAAGUGAUACAAUGUGCAAGAUCUAAACAACAGCAACAACGUAGACGAAAAGACUCUGAAGAAGAUUCAGGUGAAACUGAUAAUGAUCUUCCAGAAGUGGAUUUAUUCCAAUUACAAGUUGGUACUUUAAGGCGCUAUAAACGACACUAUAAAGUCUCUACUAGACCAGGCCUCAACAAAGCCCAACUGGCUGAUACUCUAAUGAAACAUUUUAAGACUAUUCCUGUAAAUGAAAAAGAUGCCUUAAGUAUUUUCAUUUUUACAGUUAAAACCAAUGCAAAUAAAUUGGAUCAAAAGAAUGGUUUAAGUAAUGAUACAACGUAGCUAAGGAUGAAUAUUCAUGAUCAUUCAUCGCUGUAAUAUUAGUAAGAAGGAAAGCAUACAUGUGUGAGUUCUCACUUGUUAAUAAGUAUUUUAUAAGAGUUGUGUACACUGUGUAUAAAAUUAUCUUUGGAAAAAAUAUUCGUUUUUCUUUUAUUUUUGUUACAUGACCUGUAUAUUUAAUUUUUUUUGAAUAUAAAAUUUGCAAUCUUUGUAUAAAUUAAAUUUUUUUUUAAAUAUUUAAUAGUUAUGUAAAUGUAUUUAUAUCUGUUUUUUAAGUAUUAAUAAAACUAUAUAUUUUGUAAAUAAAAAUAUAUACAUGGUAAUAUACUCAUAAGUUGAUAAUAAUUCGACAUAAAAUUUAUAUAAUUAACAUGCUUUCAUUUCAUGGAGAUCGAAAAAUAUUUAUUUUUUUAAAUUUAUUACAUUCUUUAUAAUAUAUUAAGCAAUUAAAAGCGAUCAAGACACGCACCAAAGUAAUAUGCAGUACCUUACAGUAUUAGUAUUACAAAAUUUCGUAUAAAAUUAUAUAAUAAUAUGUAGUUUUGUCUUCUCUAAAUUUUACAAAUGUUUAAAUUAAGUAUCUUAAUCUAAAAUUAAGAAAUUAUAUUUACAAUUUUUUGUGAAGUUUUUUAUUUUCUUUCAUUUUCAAAUAAAAAAGAUUUAUAUAAUA